Messenger RNA from Gadus macrocephalus (Pacific cod), 2854 nucleotides. RefSeq names its product tudor and KH domain containing (gene tdrkh). Bases 347 to 2260 code for a protein of 637 amino acids. The transcript has 15 exons. Gene Ontology annotation, molecular function: RNA binding. The record is from RefSeq and is a predicted model, not a curated record. Lineage: Eukaryota; Metazoa; Chordata; Actinopteri; Gadiformes; Gadidae. Gene Ontology annotation, biological process: spermatogenesis.
AUGAGGCAGAAUAACAUCCUGCUAUUUAUGGGAUAGUUAAUUCAUUAAUUGGAAUAGUAUGAUGGAAUGGGUGGGGAACGCAGGGAAUCUCUCGCGAGUUCACCUCCUACGCCCACCAACCGGACCCUCCGUGUGACGUUAUUCCGACGUCCUGCUUCGCGCUUCUCGCUUCGAGCACCAAUCGGGCAUUCCACCUGCGCGUGUCCUCCUCGUCCUCUUGACAGCAUAAGCGGUUCUCGUCGUACGUUAGGAGCAGAUUGUAGGUCCUAUUUUCUCCCCACUUGGUUUACCAUUUGCUGUAAAAGAGAAAUACGAAGAUCCGUCAUUUGGUCACACUUCUUCAGAGAUGGAUGUGGGGAUCUCAAAGUGUCGCGUGUUCCUCAACUACAGCCCCAGUACUCUCUUCUCUCAGUCGCGCGUUCCUUCGGCGGGGCGUUGCAUCAUGGACGCGAUAAAGGAAGGUCCCGAGAGAAGCAUGAGCCCGGGCCGAGUGGUGGCCCUCGCUGCCGGCCUCUCCAUAGGGGCCGGGGUGGGCUACAUGGUCUACCGCCACCUGAGCAGCACCAGUAUCAGUACCACCUCCCAGCUGGUCAGCUGUGAAGAGUCUACGAUGACUCUUCCCCUGGACGUGUACAGGAAUAUGUCAAGACACCAGGCCACCUUUCUGGAUACGGCCAGAGAGCGGUCUGGAGCCCAUGUCCAGGUCAUCCCGGCCACAGGGGGUCCCUGCCCUCAGACAGCUGUGGGUUUACUCCUUCGGGGGUCCCCGGAACAGAUACUAAUGGCCAAGUGUGUCCUGGGCAACCUGGUCACAGACUGUGAGCCAGCCACUGAAGUCCUGGAGGUGCCCCAGACAGCCUUUGGGAGGAUCAUAGGCCGCGGAGGGGAGUCUCUAAAGCUAAUCACGCAGACCACCGGCGCCAGGGUCGUUUGUCCCCGGGAGAGGCGGCAGGACCCAGGGGCCAUGGGCAAAGUGACCAUCACAGGCACCCAUCAGGAGGUGCAGCAGGCCAAGGAGUUGAUACUGGAGAAGGUGCGUGACGACACCACGGUAAGGAGGAAGAUCUGCCAGUCAUCCGCCCUUCGCCUGAAACGAGGGCCGCAUGAUCUCCAGGCCCCCAAGUGUGAGGACGCGGAGCCACAGCCGCCGGGACCGGCUGUCAACCACAACAACAACAACGGGCCCUGCUCCCUGAAGCCCGAGGAGCUGGCGCUGAGUCUGCAGUCCAACAAGCCCAGGAACAAGGAGGAGAAGCCCGAGGAGCUGGCGCUGAGUCUGCAGUCCAACAAGCCCGGGAACAAGGAGGAGAAGCCCGAGGCGCUGGCGCUGAGUCUGCAGUCCAACAAGCCCGGGAACAAGGACGAGAAGCCCGAGGAGCUGGCGCUGAGUCUGCAGUCCAACAAGCCCGGGAACAAGGACGAGAAGCCAGAGGAGCUGGCCUCCCCAGACUCCCUCUCCGAAGUGUCCAAGUUUGAAAUUCCCAGCCCGGACCUGAGCUUCCAGCCCGACGAGCACCUGGAGGUGUACGUCUCGGCGUCGGAGAACCCCAGCCACUUCUGGAUCCAGAUCCUGGGGGUUCGCUCCCUGCAGCUCGACAAGCUGACGGAGGAGAUGAGUCGCUUGUACGCCGCGGGAACACCCAGCGAGCACAUGAUAGAGUCCAUCGUGGUAGGGGACAUUGUGGCCGCCCCGUACCGGGACCAUUGCACGUGGAACAGGGCCCGAGUGCUGGGCCUGCAUGGGUCCGGCCUGGUGGACCUUUACUACGUGGACUUUGGAGACAACCAAGAUUUGCCCAAAGACAGCCUGCGCAGCAUGAGGAGUGAUUUCCUCAGUUUACCGUUCCAGGCCAUUGAGUGUAGCCUGGCAGAAGUACAGCCAGCAGAUGAGGCCUGGACCGAGGCAGCCCUGGAUGACUUUGAAAAACUAACUUAUUGCGCUGAGUGGCGCCCCCUGCGGGCCAAGCUGUGCAGUUACUCCCACUCUGAAGUUUGCACCUGGCCAAGUAUGAAGCUCUAUGACAACAGCCAGGGCAAGGCUGUAGAUCUGGGUGAGGAGCUCAUCCGUCUGGGCCACGCCGUGAGCUGCCAGGAUUCAGGCAGCGCAGGAGGGGACGCUGAAAACCUUGGCUCUCUGCAGAGAAUGCUGGAUGAUGUGAUCGGGGCGUCAUCUGAGCUGAGCCUGUCCUGUAUAAGCCUAUCAGAAGUUGCUUCCAUCUCUGGAAGCGUUGACGAUACCAUUGAUGAUGAGCUUUUCUGAUGUCAAGCCUCCAGCCUCCAGCAUGGACCGUCCACACCCCUGCAUCCCUUUGAUGUGGAUUGCUGCAGGUGAAUCUCUACCUAGCUGUGUGAGCCCCAACACCCUGCAUUGAUGAAGCGUUACUUACUUGAAUGUGUGAAACAGUUAAAAUCUUCCCGAAAAAGUAGUGGUCUUUAGUCACCCAAAUGCAGGAUUUAUUUGUUGCUGUCGUUUAUUUUUUUAAUAGUGCCACUAUUUCUGUUACGUUCAAGACUGCUUUGAGUUCAUAAUCAGGAUAUCGGGUUCAAAACUUCCCUGAGGCCAGUUCAUGGCUAAGUCACCGGUUAGCUGGACCGUGGCUUUAAUGUUUCAGUUUGCUGUGUGCGUGCGUGCGUGCGUGCGUGCGUGCGUGCGUGCGUGUGUGCUCGUGUGAAUGCCCAGCUGUUAAAUACAUUGAAUAUAUAUUGAAGAGAAUUAUAUUGUUCAGGUUAUAUUAUUGUUUUAAUAUUAAAUAUCGUUAUUUUGUGAAACUUAAGAUGUAUCUAUAAUACUGCAGUGCUAUUUAUCUGCAGAAAUACAAUAGUGAUCUUCAAUAAAGAAUUUAUUUGUCUUAAA